Molecule: messenger RNA, 3843 nt
Organism: Hydra vulgaris (swiftwater hydra)
Lineage: Eukaryota; Metazoa; Cnidaria; Hydrozoa; Anthoathecata; Hydridae
Product: polyamine-transporting ATPase 13A3
Biological process (GO): transmembrane transport; intracellular calcium ion homeostasis
Cellular component (GO): membrane
Molecular function (GO): ATP binding; ATPase-coupled monoatomic cation transmembrane transporter activity; P-type transmembrane transporter activity
Source: RefSeq, a predicted model, not a curated record
CUUAAAUUAAAAAAAGGUUUAAUGAUGCAUCUGAAAACGAACUAAAUAUUUUCAAUAUUAUGUUUUUAUUAUUAAAUUAUUUAAAAAUAAAUGAUAAGUUUUACUUACAAAAAUGAAUGAAAAUUUUCAUCGCUCCGACAAAAUAGAUUCAUCUGAAAGUGUCAUCAAAUCAAAAUUCGAUAGGCUUAUUGUGCAUGCGGAGACAAAGGAUGAAUUUUCAAUUCUAUUUUAUCGUAGAAGUCUUCUUUUUACUAUUAUAUUUUGUUAUUUGGGUGUAUCUACCGCCGGAAUUAUUUUCCUCAUUGGAUACUGGUAUCCUAUAGAUCGUUUAAAAUUUACCCAUAACAGAUGCAGUAUUAAAGAAGCGUCGUCGGUACGAAUUAAAAAAAGCGAAGGAAAGCAACGUUUUGUCUGCAAAAUAAAUACCAAGUUUAUUGAAAAAAUUGAUUCAGAAACUGUUGCGAAUGACUUUACACAGUUUGAAAAAAGUUUAGCUGUCCAAUCUAGAAUACGAUACUUUGAGUUUAUGUUUUUAAGAUACAUAAUUAGUGAAACUUGCGAUAAUAUAAUUCCUCUUGAAGAUUCUGAAAAAAUGUGGAAUUUUUCAGACAUUCAUCGUUGUAAGUAUGGAAUAACUGCAAAAUCAAACGCAUUUAAACUUGCAAUUUAUAAUGUUAACCACAUUGACGUUCCAGUGAAGCCUUUUUGGUUAAUUUUUGUUCAGUUAUCUUUAGAUCCUUUUUACAUUUUUCAACUGUUUAGCGUAAUUUUAUGGUUCACUGAAGAUUAUACGUUGUACGCUGCUCUUUUAAUUGUUUUGACAUUUUUUUCAUUGGUGAUAAGUACUUAUCAAACAAAAAAAGCAUGGCAACGACUACGCGAUAUGAUUUCUAUGCCAUCAGAAGUAAAAACUUUGAAUAGAAGGACUUCAUCAACCAACUCAUCAUAUGACAUUAUUUUUAAAUCUACCCAAGAAUUAGUUCCUGGAGAUGUUAUAAUUAUUCCUCCUACAGGCAUGGAGGUGCCUUGUGAUGUAGUUUUAUUAAGUGGGCGUUGCAUUGUUAACGAAAGCUCAUUAACAGGCGAGAGCAUACCAAAUAAUAAAACAGCAAUCGACGACGCGUUGGAACCUCACAUGUUUUACAGUAUUAAUUUGCACAAGCAACAUACAAUGUUUAAUGGUACAAACAUUAUACAAGCUCGAACUGAUGCAGGGGAAGAAAAUGUUUUGGCUAUAGUAAUUCGAACUGGAUUUUAUACACUAAAAGGAGGUCUAAUUCGAUCUAUUAUAUAUCCUAAGCCUGUACACUUCACUUUUUUUCGUGAUUCGAUGAAAUUUAUGCUCUGUAUUUCAUCUAUGGCAGUUAUAGGUUUUAUUUACACUGUUGUUAUCUUCAAAGAACAAGGUCUUAAAGCUUCUGAUAUAGUCAAGAAAGCGUUGGACUUGUUUACAAUAUGUGUACCCCCUGCUCUUCCUGCAACAAUGUCUGUUGGAAUUAUGACCGCACUCUGGAGACUAAAUUCUAAAGAAAUAUUUUGCAUUGAUCCAAACAGAAUAAAUGUAUGCGGAAAAAUUAAGCUUGUGGUUUUUGACAAGACCGGAACACUAACUGAAGACAACUUAACAGUUUCUGGUGUAAUACCUGUCAUUAGUGGAAACAUUGACUCCGUUUGUACUAAAAAUGAAAGUAUUCUUGAUUUUCCUAUAUUCAAAGCCAUGGCAACGUGUCAUAACUUGUCAAUUAUUGAUGAACAAAUUUCAGGAGAUCCAAUUGAUAUGUACAUGUUCAAUUUUACUGGAUGUAAAUUGUACGACUCAAGCUUAGAAGAUUUGUCAAGGUAUGAAAAUAUUCCAGAAAAGUACAAGCAACAUGUCAAAUAUUUUGUCACAUUACAAACAAAUGCUAAAUUGAUUUCUGUUUUAAAACAUUUCACAUUUGACUCUGCGUUGCAAAGAAUGAGUGUAAUAACAAUUGAUGAUCUUAAUGAGUUGCUUCAUGUCUAUGUAAAAGGAUCUAUCGACAAAAUAUUGUCUAUGUGUAUUAAAACUAGUAUUCCAACAGAUAUAAAAAAAGAAAUUGAAAAAUAUACUUUAGUUGGUAAACGUGUAUUAGCUGUAGCCAACAAAGAUCUAACUAACGUAAAUAACUGGAAUGAUGUGAACAAAAUUCCUAGAGAGGAGAUUGAAUCAAAUCUUUUAUUUUCUGGUAUAAUUGUUUUUGAAAACGUUGUUAAACCAGGCACACAUGAGACCAUAAAAAUGCUUUCACAAGCAAAUAUAAAAACAAUAAUGGCAACAGGUGAUGACCUUUUGACUGCAGCAUUCAUUGCAAGAGAUGUUAACAUGGUAAAACCGAAUCAAGAACUUAUAGAGCUAUCUAUUUCUGAUGGAAAUGAAGUGUACAGAAAAAUUGAAAACCCUGAAAAAGAAAAAUUCAUCGAGGAAAAAAAAGAAAACAGUGUGGUUGAAAUAGAUCAUUCGUUAGAAUACGACAUGCAAAGUGCAGGAAACAAAUUAAAAUUUUCUUUUGCUCUUACCGGAGUUACAUACCAGACUAUUCAUCAUGAACUACCUCACCUACUUCAUAAAAUUUUGGUCAGUGGAAUAGUUUUUGCAAGAAUGUCUCCAAACCAAAAAACAAUGCUGGUUGAAGAUUUGCAAAAAAUUGGUUACGGUGUAGGAAUGUGUGGUGAUGGAGCUAACGACUGUGGUGCAUUAAAAGCUGCUCAUGCUGGUAUUGCCUUAUCUACGGCGGAAGCAUCAAUUGCAGCACCGUUUACUUCAAAAGUGUUUAACAUAUCCUGUGUUCCCAUUCUUAUAAUGGAAGGGCGUGCAGCACUUGCGACAGCGUUUGGAACAUUUAAGUACAUGAUACUUUACUCGAUGAUUCAGUUUUUGGGUAUCAUCAUUCUUUACUCGGUUUCAUCAUCUUAUUCUAAUAAUCAGUUUAUAUACUCAGAUUUAGGACUCAAUCUCCCACUAGUAUUUUCAAUGACGUUAUCUGGUGCCAGUAACAAACUGAUUAUCAAGCGACCAUUAGGAAAAUUAGUACAUCCACUUUUCAUUAGUGGAAUUGUCUUACAAGUCCUUUUUGUUUUAGCUUUUCAACUUAUUGCUUUUUUUUGCAUUAAAAAAAUGCCUUGGUACUUGGACCAAUCUAAUUUUUCUGCAGAAGAUGAUAUAUUCUUUAAAUGCUAUGAGAAUAGCGCUGUUGUUGUUGUUUCUUACUAUUUGUAUAUCUGGUUAUCUUUAGCUAGUUUAAAAGGCGCACCAUAUCGAGCGUCUUUUUACCACAAUUACGUUUACACCAUAGUUCUUUCACUAACAAUAGCAAUUACUCUUUAUUUGACAAUUUAUCCAGAAAGAAGUAUCUUGAAUGUAAUGAGUUUUAUUGAAUCGCCAUCUGCUGAAUAUCCAAUAUUUUUAAUUGGAAUUGCCUUGUGUCAUUUGAUAUUGGCUCUGAUGCUGGAAAAAUUGUUGGAAUCGAGGCAUGCAAAAACAUUUAUUGAUUGGAUUAGAAUGAAGAAAGAGCCUAGAAACAAAUACAAGCAUAUUUUGAAAGAACUUUGCGAAAACCAGAGUUGGCCUCCAAAAGAGCAAACAACUUUUUUUUAAAAGUACAAAACAAAAAAUACUAUUUAUGCUAAUUAAGAAAAAUAAAAUAUUUGCAUCACAAUUUACUAAAAAGUAUACUUAUUAAAAUCAUAAUUUUUCAAACUUUUUUUUUUUCAUUCUAUUCUUUUGGAUUACAUGAGGUAGCUGAUACAAUUUUACAGUAGUGGUUACAGUUUUACAGUUGUAAUUACAAAUUUUUUAUAGAAAAGAUGUCUCAACUCUCUUUA